AUGACAAGACUUAGCUCGCCGUUCGUUAAACAAACGUCUUUUGAAGUGGAAUAUGCUCCAGCAUAUAUAACUAAAUGGAAAUCCCAGCGCACAGGCUUGCAACUAACGUACAUCAAUCAACCAUCUCCCGUGGUUAAUGGGUAUUUUGCAGUUGCCACCGAAAUCAGCGACGAUUCCGGGUCGCCACACACGUUGGAACAUUUGGUGUUCAUGGGGUCAAAAAAGUACCCGUACAAGGGGUUGUUGGAUACUUUGGGUAAUCGUCUUUACUCGCAAACCAAUGCAUGGACCGCUACGGAUCAAACGGUGUACACAUUGACUACCGCUGGAUGGGACGGAUUCAAGACAUUAUUGCCUAUAUAUUUGGAUCAUUUGUUGAAUCCUACAUUGACCGAUGAGGCGUGUUUGACCGAAGUGUAUCAUGUCGAUGGUAAGGGUAAAGAAAAGGGGGUUGUGUUUAGCGAAAUGCAAGGUAUAGAAGGUCAGUCGUGGUUUGAAACGUCUACACAGUUGCAGAGAAUGUUGUAUGCGCCAGAUCUGGGCUAUUCUUCGGAAACUGGUGGACUCAUGGCUGAAUUGCGUCAUUUGACAAAUGUAAGGAUCAAGGAGUUUCACAAGUCAAUGUAUAGACCGGAUAACUUGUGUGUGAUUGUUACUGGGUCGAUUGAUCAGGAUGAAUUAUUGCAAAUCAUGACUGAUUUUGAUACUGAGUUGGAAGCAUUACCCCAUGUGGCUAACAAGAGACCUUUUGUCGACUCCAAACAUGACGAGCCAUUGAAGGAGGAGGUUGUUAAGGUUGUUGAGUUUCCGGAAACUGAUGAAUCUACUGGUGAGGUGUUGAUGGCGUGGAUUGGUCCUUUGGGAGACGAUCCUAUCAUAAAUACUGCUGUCGAUAUGGUGGGUGCUGCAUUCACAGAUAGUGCUAUUUCCUUGUUUAAUAAGCAUCUUGUGGAGAUUGAUAAUCCGUAUGCUACUGCGAUAAUGUACCAUACCGAUGACUAUUAUAGAACGGCAUUAAACUUUACAUGCAACGGGGUGCCAACUGAGAAAUUGAGCGAGUUGGUGACCAAGGUGAAAGACUUGAUCAAGUCACAAACUAUUCCAGAAGAGUUCAACUUGUUGUACAUGAGACAAAUUAUCAAUCAACAACGAUUAAAGUUUAUAUCACAAACUGAAAAGUCUCCCGUGGUAUUUUCAGACAUUGCCAUACUUGAUUUCAUAUACGGUAAACCUGAUGGGAGCGAUUUAUCAAAAUGGGCACAAAACUUGAACGAAUAUGAUGAGUUAUUGACUUGGAGCUCCGACCAAUGGUGCGAUUUGAUCAAGGAGUAUUUUGUUGAUAAUAAAUGUGCUAUUGUUUUGGGAACCCCCUCGAGAAACUUGAAUGACGAAAUGAAGAAACAGCAACGUGAAUUGAAUAAGAACAUCAAAAACAAGUUAGGAGCUGAUGGGUUGAAGCAAGCCCAUGAUAAAUUGGCAGCUGCUCAUGAGUUCAAUGAUCGUCCUAUUCCCGAAGAGUUGCUUGUCGCAUUUGCCAAGCCUGAUCCAUCGAAAGUUGCUUUUAUAAAAACGAAUUCAUACAAAGCAGGAUACAGCAAAGGUGUGGUUGAUGUAAACACUAACCUGUACAUUGAAUCGGACGAGCUUUAUGCCAAGCUCCAUCAAGACACACCCUCUGGCUUCCCACUUUUCAUGCACUUUGAAAACUUCAAGUCGCAAUUUGUAACUAUACAAUUGGUUAUGGCCUCAACUAAAUUACAGCCACAUUUGCUUAAAUACAUGUCGAUAUUGGAAGAGAUUUUCAGCAUGUCGAUGAAAUUGCCCAAUGGAGAAUACAUUUCCUACGAACAAGUAGUUUCCGACUUGAACCGAGACUUGAUUGAAUUCCAAUUGGAUAAUGGAUUCAAUUACCAAUUCUACGAUUUGAUUACCCUUCUGGUAAAAUGUGAAACGAAAAAAUACGCCACUGCAAUCAAUUGGAUAUACAAUAUUGUCAAUUUCGUUGAGUUUGAAGAAGGCAGAGUCAAGGUCAUUUUGGAGAAAUUGAUUGGGUCCUUACCAGAUAAGAAACGUGAUGGUGAGUUGAUGAUGUACUCGUCACAAUUUCGAAACUUGUUCAAUGAUUCUUCAUUAAGGAAGCAGCAGGAUUCAAUCAAUACCGAAUCGUUUUUCAAAGAGUUGUUGCAAUUGAUCAAUGAUGGGAAAUUUGAAGAGAUCAAACGUGAUUUGAACGAGAUUAAACGUAACUUGUUCAACUUGGAUAAUAUCAAAUUGAUUGUCUUGGGUGAUGUAUCGUCAUUAGAAACACCAGUUAGCUCAUGGACGAAAUUCGUAGCCCAAGAUGAACCAAGCACUGAAAAAAUCACUUCGUCCAUCAUUCCAUUCAGUCAAUUACCACGGUCGUUCCAGUUCAAGUCUGAGCUCGGAUUCCGAUGCAAAUCCCAAGCGGUUCUCAUUGACAUGAAGGCAACAGAAUCUACCCACUUGGUAUCAGUAACACCAAUACCCACAGACUACUUGCACGAUGACAUUCCACGAAUCGCACUUACUAUUGAGUUUCUCUGUGCUGUAGAGGGCCCAUUCUGGCGAUCAAUUAGAGGUUCAGGUUUGGCUUAUGGUGUUAGUAUGAAGCAGAAUAUCGAGACUGGGUUUUUGAGUUUUAAAUUUUAUCGUGCUGCUGAUGCAAAACAGGGGUGGAUUGAGUCGAAAAACUUGAUGAAUCGAUUUGCGAACGGAGAGUUGCCUAUAGAUGCAUUGAGUUUGGAGAAUGCCGUGGCUGCUAUUGUUAAUGAGUUGGCCAAUGCCCAGGAAUCCAGUUAUGAUUCUGCUAGUGCGAAAAUUUGUGACAACUUGUUCAAGGCAAGAGGUCCCAAUUAUAUCGAGUCGUUUUUGCACCAAUUGAACCAGUUGGGCGCUGAUGACGUGAGGUAUGUGUUGAAAAAGUAUUUUGUGAAAUUGUUUGAUGCUGGUCAUUCGGUUGUGUUUACGAGCUUGCCCAUGGAGAAAAUUGAAGAGAUGGGCAAGUUUUUGCAAGGUGAAGGUUACAAUAUCAAGGUGGAGGAGAUUAACCAUGAUGAAGAGGAGGAGGAGGAGGAGGAGGAAUUUGAACAAGAGAGUGGCGAUGACGAAACUGUUAGUGGAAGUGGAAGUGACAGUGGAAGUGACAGUGACAGUGACAGUGACAGUGAUGACGAGUGA
This is a messenger RNA of Lodderomyces theae, 3198 nucleotides long. RefSeq lists its product as uncharacterized. The record is from RefSeq and is a predicted model, not a curated record. Lineage: Eukaryota; Fungi; Ascomycota; Pichiomycetes; Serinales; Debaryomycetaceae. The transcript has a single exon. Bases 1 to 3198 code for a protein of 1065 amino acids. Gene Ontology annotation, molecular function: metal ion binding.